Ceratina calcarata is the source of this 7748-nucleotide messenger RNA. RefSeq names its product C-Maf-inducing protein. The record is from RefSeq and is a predicted model, not a curated record. The transcript has 8 exons. The coding region runs from base 1990 to 4998 and encodes 1002 amino acids. NCBI's taxonomy places the organism in Eukaryota, Metazoa, Arthropoda, Insecta, Hymenoptera, Apidae.
CAUCGGACAAUCGCUCCAUUGAUCCCACGCGAUCUUCAAACAAGAAUGCGAUAUAUAACAUUUCCAUUAACAACACACACUAGAUCACACCCGUUAACUCAUUUAUUUUCAACGAAUCACGUAAAAAUAGAAAUUCGGCAAACCUAGGAAUAGAAAAAGAGGGAAGAACAACUAUUCUUGGAUCUGAUCAUCGCGAUCAUCUGAAAUAGUGAAGGGACAAACUUCACGUUUGUGGUACAUAAUUAUAUAUGUAUAUGUAUAUACUACACAUGCAUACGUGUUAAUGCCUGGCACACAGACACGAUAUAUAGCAUCAACCCCGAUAAUCGUUAAUCGUCGAAUGGCCAGCUGUCGCCAGGGCAGAAUGCCCGAAUGAUAACAAUCGCGCAGUGAUCCAGCUUCUACGUUCAAGUCAUAUUACCCUACUGUCACUCGCAAAGGUAUAAAAAAAGAGUAGCAACUGCAAUGUGCAAUGCAGUGACGACAAUGGUACCGGCAUGCGUCGCGGCAGCGGAAGAUCCUCUGGAGUCUGAAUAGUUUUGAAUCCAUUUUCGGUCAUCGGAGUUAAAUUAUAUGUUUCAUUUCUUUUUCUGUUGCAAUAAACGAUAAAAUAUCGGUACUGUAAAAUCCGUCAUCUUUCUGACCAAUCACGCUUCAAGCUUACAAUUAGUAAAUCACCGACACAAGCGCGAUUACUGAGGACGUGAAGUUAGUUCGCGCAAAAUCUUUGACGUAAAGUGAACAGUUUAAAGCUGUGUUUAUUCAAUUUUUGUUCGAGCUAUAUUUAUUCCGCGCUAUUUCCCUUGGCUACACCAGGACAAGAUCUGAUGAAGCGACGAAAGAUGUGCGUACGGAACAGGUGUGCGACAGGUACGAAAUAAAACGCGUGGGAGAUGAGAGGAGAGGCAGCGAUAAUGCGAAGCAAACGCGGUGUUCGCUACCAUUUAUCCAUCGAUCGGUCACGAGUGCGAGACAGCAAGCGCCGCGACGCCUUCUCUUCUUUUCUUAAGCCCGGCGCGUCCCCACCUGUGCUGCCUGUGCUCGUUCACGAUCGUGUCAGACAUUUGAGCACCACGUCGGAGAACACGAAUCUCCCUCUUUCUCUCGCUCCCUCCUCUCUCUCUCCCUUUUGUUUCCUCUUUUUCCCUCGCGCGCGCACACACACACGCACUUGCUUUCUCUCUCUCACACUAUCUCCUCCGCGCUCUUUUCAUUCGUCGUUCAUCGACUCGACGUCGCCGUCUCGCGCGAGCAGAACACCAAGAUUCCGUCGUCGACGUCCCGUGCGUGCGAUUUCGCGUAUUCGUUCCACGAAAUCCGCGAGUGACGAACGAACAUAGGAGCCAUGCGAACGUACGCUAUUAUUCCGUUUCGUCGACGACCGUCCCGCUUUCUUCUCUUUUUGCUGAUAAAAGAACGCGGUGUUCGCCGCGCGAGUGUUACUACCGUGUGCGUGUGAGUUUCGCGUUGCGAUUAGGCGAGUGACGAUCGGUGUCUUCGAAUAUCACGAGAAAGGCACCAGGUAAUUACGACUUAGCGUGAGACCUCAUCGAGACAAGAUGCGCGGAGCGAUCAGCUUCUUCGAAGUGUAUCCCGAUAAAACUUGAGAAACGUUUCUUCCGCGAGUGUUCAGUGGAUGGAAAAUCAAUAUACCGUUUUUCAAUAUUGCCGAUGUGCGAGAUUUCCUGUUUUCCCCGUGUCACCGUGCGCUUUGUCCGCUGAAUGGCAAAGCGGUGAACGACCGUUUCUAGGUCGAGCAAGAUUUGUGGUAGGCUUGGUAAUAAGGGAUUUCAGGUGCUGCUGGGAGGGAAAGGAAAUUGGAACAUCGAACGUUGCCGGGGACACCUUCGCUGUUGGCCUCUGACGUCGGAAACGUUUUCUCACCCCUGACCGAUCACCACGUCGAAUUGGGUCACCGGGAGGCAGCAGCGGCAACGAUAUCAAACGGAAUUCCUAAACCUGAACACCGGAACCUAGCGACGAUUCGACAUGUUCUGUUUCCAAACGCCGUUCACCCGCGCGUCACGCGUGCUCGCCUCGUCUCUCUCGUCCAGCAAGUCGAAGACCACGUCCGUGGACAUGAUCCUUCCGGGAGACAAGUCGCCGAACUCCAAGUGCGACAGACAGGACUCGGAAGCGACUAGCGAGGGUUCCGGUUCCUCGAUCGGAUACAUCGACCAAGAACCGUUGGUCUCCGACACUAGCAGCACCGACAGUACGCUUCCGGAUAUCAAAGCGGACUACCUGGAUCCAGAGACCUUGUCACCGGGACCGGAUUCUAUCGCUCCCGCUUCCUUGGACGUAUUGGAAAACGGGAUAGGCGAUCCACGGGAUUAUGACAAACGGGACCCUGAAAAGCGAUCGUAUAGCAAUAGACGGUGCAAGAAAUUGUUGCUCCGACUUUGUUCGAACGAAUCUUCGGGAAGCAACAAGGAGAUCGACGACGAACUAUCAGGUUCGAUAGGGGACGAGAAGAAGGAUUACAAAGCAGAGGAAGAGAUAAUCGCGUCUCUGGCGUACUCCUCGCCGUCGGUGUUGAUCGAUUCCGUUGACGAUGAGGACGAUGACGAGGAUGACGAAAACGCGUUUGGAAACUCGAGAAUAAUCUCGGAGAACGAUAUUCGGAACGGGUUCAGCGAGUCGGAGAAGGAGAACGCAUCGAACCAGGAAACGGAAACGGAAACCGAGGAAGGAUCCUCGUUGCCGUUGAGUCCCGCUGGUCCUACUACUGGUUUGUCUUCGUCCACCGUACCUUACUACAAUUUCCUCUGCGUAAACGGCGGAGCGAUGCGCCAGGAGAUGACCAGCACCAGUUCGCCGCAACUAUCCUCGAACGGUAACCACCGAUCCAGCGUAGAAUCUACUCCAGCCGAUGUUCGCGACUCGUUUAACGCGGGUAACAGUUUCGAGAUCGAAACGAAGCCGGAGCGUUUGGAGAGCGCGUUCUGUUUGCCCGCCGCGAGGUCUUGUCCCAAUUUGGAGAGACAGAGCGCAGGCUGUUCUCCGACCAGCGGUUCCAGCGGUUCUAGUCCUAGUCCUGGCCCCGUGGGACCCAGAUUCAAACCGAUAGAGGAAGGGGACAUUCAAGUAUGCUUCCUGAAUUACACGAAUCUCGUUAAGAAGAUCCUGUCGAGCAAAUACUUGAGGAGAUGGGAGACGCAUCAUCUUUAUCUGAACGACACCUGUAUCACUUCCAAAACGCGCACAGGAUUUUUUCGACAACCGAUACCGUAUAGCAACAUGUCCGAUAUACGGAAAUACGCUGUUGCUAGAUGGGAUCCUACUUAUAAGAAUUGCCUGAGCAUAGUUCUACCGAACAGUUCUCUUCUUCUCCAAGCGAACAAUGCUUACACGAGGGACCAGUGGUAUCACUCGAUACUGUGGAAGAGGAGUAUCUUCAAAUAUCAACAUUUGCUGUCUUUGAACACUCGGGAAGAGGUGAUUAUCAAGGAGCUGAAAUCGAUGGUGGAUUUCGCGUUGUGGACUUCGCUGCAGGACGAGAGAGUGUCCGUGGCACCGUUGGAAGCCGUUGCGAAACACUUGGAAGAUUCGGUAGUGGAGGAUCCGUCAGAUUCCGAGAAAUCUACCGAAGAGAUAUCUCGCUAUCGGAACGAUAGGAAGCACUGGGCGGAAGCUGUACUUUCGGUAGUGUCCCCGCUUUUGGACAAAGUCGCGCUUCCGGUUUGUUUGGCAAAGGUUCUCGUCAAGUUGGCCCAACAGCAUCCGCAGUCGUCUUUGGUCACGGCCGUGAGCCCAGCGAUCACCAGGUGUCUCAAGCACACGGUCGACUUCGGCAAGUCCCUGGACAUGAGGAAACUGUUGCAAGUUUUCAUCGCCGCUCUGUAUGCGACGGGCGGAGAGCAAGCGGUCAGAGAUUACAUCAUUUCGGUUCACGGACCCGGAAGCGACUGUCCUCAUCCGAGAGUGCUACCGAAUUUAGUAUCCGUCUGCGUUGCCGCGAUUUUUCAUAGAUUCGAGGUAGCUAAUCGUUCCUUGCCGGAGAACGAUAAAUCGCUGAGUCUGCCUCCGCUGAAUUGCUAUCUCUUGGUGUUAAAUAUCACCUCCGAAUACGCCGAUUGGAGGCCGGAACUGGGUGCUCUAUUGCAGCCGGUCCCAUUUCCCGAGGAGGCCUUCACGGUGAAAGAAGUACAGCAAUCGAUACUGAUGCGCGUGAUGGAUCGCUUGGCAAAGGAUACGAGAUGCGUCGUACAUCGCGUUCUGCUCCCGGUCAGGGAACUCAGGCCCGGAUGGAUCCACAUCGCGGCACCGUCCAGUCCGGAUUGUCCCGAUCAAGGAGAACUGUUCGGACAAAUGUUGACGACGUUACUGGCGUGCUGCUGUCGACGGAAGAAGUUCAUCGGCUGGCUAACAAAGCAGGUCCGCGACGAUUGCAUACUCCUGGCGGUGAGAGGCUGUGAGGCGGCGCAAGAAGCUCUUUGUUUGAUGCUGGAAUGGCAUUUGUUGCCGAGCAAAGAAACCAAAUUGCAAAUAGUUAGCGCGCUGGAAUCAACGGCCACGGGCAAGGAACACUACGCCGCGCUAUGUCAGAGGCAAAGGAAUUUGCAGCAACUGUUACGGAAAGGUGGCCCCAGAAGGUUGACGCUACCAGCCAGGGCGACGGACGCCGACGUCGCUCUGCUUCUGAACGGGAGAGCUCUCGGCAGUCUGGAGUACCUUAGCUUGGCGUUCACUUCUGUCACAUCGGCCUGCGCUGAACAACUGAUCAAAUUGCCAGCGCUUAGGCACUUAAAUUUAUGGGCGACGCAAUUCGGCGACGCUGGCCUACAGAUGAUCAGCGAGCAUUUGCAGAAGUUGCAGGUUUUGAAUCUCUGUGAAACCCCGGUCUCCGAUAAAGGAAUCUCUGCCUUGGCCUCACUGACAAGUUUGAAGAAGCUGAACUUGAAUAGCACGAAGCUGUCCGUUCAGACGUUCGAAUUGCUGAAAAAGUGUUUGCCGGCUCUUCAGGAAUUUGACGUUAGAUACACGGACGCUUGGUAGCCAGAGCUUUCGUUCGGUGACUCGAGCGCUCUAGAGAAAAGACAAAACUCUUUGAAUUGAACGCGAGAGACGAUAAAACGUAAACAAAUCCGAAGUGUCUGUUACGAUCGCGCGGUAAGAUUUUUCGAGCGAAAGGUAUUUACGAUCAUCGGUGAAAUUGGUCAAAAGUAAAGUACGUGACCAGGAGCACGAUAAAAGCCUGGAGGAUACACGAAGGGGGAACGAUCAAGGAAGCUUCCAAGAAGUCGCGUAUUGUCCAACGAUCGUCCGGAUUAAAAGGUAACGAGACAUUUGAUCAAACAUUAAAAUAGGUGGAAAUCUGAAUAAUAAAAAAUAAAGAUAUCGUGUCGAACGGCACAGGGACUUGCGAACACUCGAAUCCGAAUUACCGCUCGGUCGAUCGUAAGUCUCGAAGUGCCUUGCCUUUUACGCGAAUCCUACGUGUUUCGGUCGUUUCAUUUAAUACACGUAUAAUUUUAGUCGGAUUAAUAUUUAUUGACAUCGACGAUGCGUAGACCAUGAAACGUAUAAUAAUUUAUAACGGUCGUUCGUCGAAGUGAGCGUAGUAGACUAAUAACUCGUACGUAUAUUUAUUUGAGAUUCUUUUCCCUUCUGUAAAUAUCAUUCGACGGACUCAUUAUUCUAUCGAAAGACAUUUCUUCGAAUGUGAUCUAGCACAUAUACACGCAUGUAUAAUUAAGUAAACGUAGCUUUAUAAAGGGAACAGAACUAUGCAUUUAACGAAGGUUCAAUUUCGAUCGUGCUAAUAUCAAAAGGACACCAAAUAGCGAACUAGACAAGGAUAGUGUGUUUUACGUUUAAUAAGUGGUACGGUUUCAGUUCGAUCACCGAAUUAAGCGCGCUAAGACUCGUUCUUUUAAUCUAAGUAAGUACAAUUUGAAAAACACGUCGUUGAAACGUUCAAUUCUCAGAAUAACUAUAUUAAGAAUCCAAUGAUCCUAGCUCGUAAGAAACAAAUUUCGUGUAUAGUACUGUCGACAAAAAUCUACUCUCGAUGAAGAUAUAUAUAUAUACGUAUACAGGGUGUCAGGAGGGAUCGCGAGCUCUUCGAAUUUGGUAGAGGUACGUAGACGUACUAUAGUCGUUAACUACGCAUUUGUUCUAGUCAACCACCUAAAGUUGAACGAUAUUCUUUUUCCUACGUUUACUACUUAAGUAUAAUUUUACUUUGACUCGCGCGUUCACAUUCUAAAAGUUCGUGAUCCUGUUCUCCGUAUCUUCUACAUUAUAAAUGCCGUCUAUACUAAAUUUCUUCCAGAUAGUUGUACUAUAAUUCGACAGGAUUAACUUGGUCGUGCAUGUGAAACCACGCGAACUAAACUCAUUAUCGACGCUCGAGGUGUUCAUUAUAGUCGCGACAGCCGAAAAUUCGAAGAAAAAAAUUGCAAACGAUUAUAUGUAUAAGAAUGCACGGUGGAAAGUCAGAAAAUCAAUCCCUUCCAGUUUUAAAAAAGUUGUUUCUUCGCGGAACGAGUACACGUUCCGAGCCGAUCGAUAAUCCGAUAAAUAAAGAGUUAAACGAACGCGGUAGAGUUACACGCAUGCAUGCACGCAUGUCGUCGCGCGUGUCACUUUGAGAUUCUCGCUCGGUUUAUUGGAAAACAAGAGAAUUCCUCUAUUUUUUGACUUUCCUUCGUAUCUCGAUACGGGAAACGAACGUCACAGUGAGACUCGACAUCGGACUUAUUUUAUCUAUACUUGGCUGAUACAUAAAUAUGGAUGAACUUUUAACCGGAAAGAAAGAAAGAUGCAUUUUCGAAAAAGAUUUUUGCUCUUUUUUCCUUUUUGAAUAGCGCUCAACUGCCUCAGCGAUCAAGCUCUGAGCGACCACUGCCAUAACGCGUGCCACAACUCGCGUAUUCAGGACGACUGUCCCUGGCACGCGUUACAAUCGAAUUUUUCGUUUCGACUAUACCAUUAGGGUGUUUCAGAAAUAUAAUACUCUCCAACAAGAAAAGGGAAUCGGAAUACUCUUGAAAUAUUUAGAAACGAUUAUACGUCUAGUCGCUUGCUUAAAAUUUACUUCUCAAUACGAACAAUUCACAUUUCUUUACGUAUUAUUCCAUCGUUACACGUUCCAACUUGUUACGUACAGUACAAUUUUUAAAUAUUAUUCGACGAAAUAGAAAUCAGAAAAUUCAGAGAUCGAUUCUUCUCUUCGGCCUUUCCCGUGUCUUCUUCUUCGUCAAUGUGGAUUUCAAGAAAAUCUGAUUAUUAUCUAAUAGUAAGUUCCGUUUGUAGAUAUCGUUCGGAUAUACGUAUUUCCGAAACACCUUGCGAACGCUCGAUUCUCACAAAACGAAUUUUUCCUAGAAAAUUUAUAAUCGGUCGAGAUGUUAACAAGUAAAAUACCACAUGUUCUACCUUUUUCCCUCUCUUCUCGUUCUCCUUUUUUUUUUGAGAAACGGUUCACAUUCGUACGCUUAAAGAGCAAUCAACGAUAUUUGCAGUUAGUACGUACGUUUAAUUUCCUUUGCGGAAUACGAAAUUCCAGCGCCGCAGUUCUGCGUCAUCAUUUAUUGUUAAUAAAAGUAAUUCCCGUUUUCGUGUCGUGGGUACUUAGGACGUUACGAUAUACUUGUAGUAUAUAGGUAUAAGCUUAUUUGUUAUCGCGGAACUUUUAAUUCGUCGUUGAUCGUUAUACAAAUUCUAAACUCUUCCUUUUUUAGUAUAAUGUAUUUAUAACACGAGUACAUUCGGUCCUAAAUAUAAGUAUUUAUUUGUAAAUA